AUGCCCGACGUCGCCGCUUCCUGGGCCGCUCGUCAUGACGCCAUCGUCAUCUCGCUCAGAGCGCCCGCCGUCGCCCGCGCACUAAGCGACCUGGAGCUGCAGAGCGGCACCAGGGUCCCUCGCACCCACGCCACCGCCCACGACCCUGACCGGCUCGACAGCGCCAAGGAUGCUUCGCAGCUCCAAAAGUACACGGCGCCUCACCGUCUGGGCAGGGAGCUCGACCUGGCGCUCGCUAUCCUAUGGUCGUCGUCUGGCAUCCCGCACGGCAAGGACGCCAAUCCCUUCCGCGCCGCCGCCUUGCCCCACAUCAAGACGCUCCCGCGCCUCUCGUUUAGCAUCGACGACUUCAAGUCGCUCAAGACGCUGCAGCGCAGCUCUGGCAGCUUUGUCGAGGUGGUGCGCUGCAAGCUCGACCGCCAGCUGUACGUCCUCAAGACGAUCGUCAAGGGUUUUGCAAAGCGCAACGCGGCCAUCCAGUCGCCCGCCUGCGAAACCCUGUUCCUGGCCAAGAAGCAACCCGGCGCGGCCUCUUCCGACGACGGCGGCACCACGAGAAGGGUCACGCCGGAGCUCGUCGCCGCCUUCCAGACCCAGGGCUCCGUGCACCUCGUCAUGGAGUACGUGCCGAGUGGCGACCUCAGCGAGCUCCUCAUCGCCGCGAGCAAGUGCGGGCCAGAGUACCCAGGCCGUGCCUCGUCGGGCCUGCUCGUCGAGGACUGGAUACGCCGCUACGCCGCCGACAUGGUCUUGGCGAUAGGCUGGGUCCAUUCGAGGGGCUACGCGCACCGCGACGUCAAGCCUGGCAACUUCUUGCUCGACCGGUCCGGCCAUCUCCAGCUUUGCGACUUCUCGAGCGCCGCUCCCUUUUCCCAGUUCCAGGUGGCCGAGCCUGGACGGGGCGGCGAGCGCGUGUGGGCUCGUAAGGUGCACAGGUUCUACUGCUCGCUCCCGACGGGCACCUGCGACUACCUGUCGCCGGAACUGCUGGAGGCCGAAGAGGAGCGUAUAGCCCGUCGCCAGCUCAGCUUCCAGUCGUUCGACGACGGCGACCUUCCCUGGAAGAGGCCUCAUCAGGCAGAUGCGAAGCCCGACGACGUCGAGCCCGGUCCGUACGGGCCCGAGAUGGACUGGUGGAGCCUCGGAGUCAUGCUCUACGAGAUGCGCUUCGGCGUCCUCCCCUUUUUCUCCGACCAGAUGCAGGCCACCUACGAGCUGAUCCGCAGCCAUCGGGAGUCGCUGCGCUUCGAUGCGAGCAUCGACAGCUCCCCAGAGCUGCUCGGCCUGAUGAGGGGCCUCAUUACCGAUCCGCUCGAUCGCCUCGGCCGCAACGGGACCUUUGAGCUGCAAGGACACGCCUUCUUCCACGGCGUCGAUUGGUCCAAGGAUUGGCCCCUGGACCCUCCCUUUGUGCCCAACGUCGGCGAGGCUGUUGACCCCGGCGCUGGCCCAGGCGGCGAGCCCGAGCUGUCAUUGCUGCACAGCCCCGCUGUCCGCCUUCCUGGCGACUUGGUGGCCGCGUCUGGGUCGCUGUCGGCCGUCGACACGCUGCCCGACUUUUCCGCACUGUACUCUGGCGACGUCGACGACUUUCCCGCCUUUAUGGACUCGCGCGACUUCGACCAGCCCGGCAUGACCUCGAGCCGCAGCUACGAUCUGGCUGGCUGGUCCGCCGAGAUCGCUUCCGCGCCUGCCCCCGAUGGUGAGACCGCAGCGCCAGAGGCCUCGUACGGACUGCCGCGCUCCUCGUCAUCGCCCGCCAUCUUCGACACCACGACGUCUCCGACGCCGGUGCGCUUCUCGGGGCUGGGCGGCCUUCCGUCGUCGUCGUCGUCGUCCCGCCUCGGCGCUUUCAGCACGCCGCGGUGGUCGGACUGCGAUCUCGCGCUGGUUGGCUUCAGCUACGUGCCGGAUCCCGACACCUUCAAGCCUUCAGCAGUCCAGCCGGCGGCUGCGCACGCCCCCGCCGUGUCCCGCGUGGUGGCUUUCGAGACGCUCUCGUGCGCGCCUAGCUCCGCAAGCCUCUUCUCAGACGCCGCAGCCUCGCCGGCGGGUCGGAACGACUACGAGCCCAUGGCGUCGACGCCGCAAGAGCGUCUGGCACGUCGAGUGGACCCACCGGAAAUCUCGCCCAUCGGCUUGCCGACUCUGCCCUCGUACCUGCCGUCGCCGGCUGCGCCCUGGUCGGUUCAACGAGAACGCGAGGCCACGGUGCAGGCGUUGGAGCCGGCAGAUCCAGAGGAGAGGUUGCCGCUCCCGAUUCGCCGGGUUCACAGCUUCGUCACCCCGGCGCGGAAGCCGUCGUACAUCUGCCUCGCCGAUCAGUACGCAGCCGCCGCUGCGGGCGCAGACCGACCGGUCGAUGUCCGACCGGCCGAACCCUCCACGCAGCAGACGCCUGCGGUGCCGCAAUCUCCCUACCCUUUCCCGCUCGCCGCGAGCGAAUCGAUGCCCUCGGUCGCCCGGCAGCGUGCCGCGCCGCUGCGCCGCAACGACCUUGCCCGCGCUCGCUCGGCAACACCCGGGGCUGGCAGCGUCGGAUCGGACAGCCGGUACUCUGGCGGAAGCAACGCCGUCCGAGAGGUCUCCGAGAGUCAGGCCUGGGACGAAAUGAUGGCUGCGGUGCAGAAGAGCGUCCGCAAGCAGCAACGGGACAGCCGCUCGCCCGUCUCGACGUGGCCACGGCGUCAUCUGCCUUCGCCGGCAGCGUCGCGCCCCGGCAUGGAUAGGCAGAGGCAGCAGGGCACGCCCGACUUCCGAGGGGCGUUCCGGACGAAGCCGACCCUCGCCAUGCCGUCGCUCGCGACCAUUGCGCCCUCCCCCGAGGCCAAAUCGACGCUGCGCAGCAGCCGACGGAGCGCGGGCGAAGACGGCUCCGACGACGAUGCCGUCGACCGGGAUGCCAGCCCGAGACAAGCAUCACGGGCUCCGCCACCACGAUCCAGGGAGGCCUCGUUCAACCAGCCAGCGCAGCCGGGCCGCGUCCCGUCAGAGGCCGAGCCGGCAUGGGAGGGGUCUCUAACCGCCCGCCUCCACGCACCGCAAGCAAUUGGCCUGUACUCAGACGACUCGGAUGGGACCGACGACACAAUGUCGUCGGCGGACGAGCAUGACGGCGGGCGGCCCGCGCUGAAGCACAAGCGCAGCGCACGGCAGCUCUUGAUCAAGGCGCAGGAACGCUCCACGCCGACCAAGCCGACGCGGACCCAGAGCCCAUCUCUGACCGAGGCGCACGCGGCCCGCCUUUCGGGUGUCGCGCGCGGUUCGUCGUCGCCCCUGUCCUUUGUCGAGGGUCCCACGAUGCCGUCGUCGUCGCCGCGCGAGCAAUCGCCCGCGCUCGAACAGGCGGCGCUGGCCGUAGCGCCAGUGGCUGCAAGGGCGCGGCCAAUUUCGAUGCUGACGAUGAACGCCCGCAACGGCGCGUCGUCGCCGGCCAAUUGCAGCGCGGAGAACCUGUCGGGCAGCUUUGGCAAGGUGCCGGUGCUCGGCGCAAUAUCGCUGGGCGAGACGAGCAAGGCAGGAGCCGCAGGUGUGGGCAGCGGUAGCAGUACCAGCAGCAGCAGUCGUCUGGACAGCGCCUUCGACGACGUCGCCGGCGGGAGGCUCUCACCACACGCCGACGGGCUCGCAGCGCGCGAGAUCAGGCGCAAGAGCAGCCGGGACAUGCUCUCCGAGUAUCGCAAGGGCAUCGGUCGCCCGAACAGCAUGAGCGCCGUCAAGCCGCCGACGCGGAGGUUGUCGCCUGCGCUCGAGGAUGCCUUCUUGAGCGGCGAUGGCGACCCGCUCGCGCCCAUCGAUCGCGACGACGGUCGACAGGGCAAGAACGAGCGCAGGCGGUUCUCGAGUACCGUGUCUGGGCGGCCGAGAGCAGUCGAUCUGGUCACGUCUGCGAGCGAGCUCGCGGGGUCGGGACCCACGGCAGAAAGACGCAGGAGGGCGAGCGAUGGCGGACCCUCAAAGCACGUCGAGGCCAUCUUGGGCACAGCGUCGGGCAGCGGGCGCAGGGCGUCGCACCAACAGCGAGCAAGGGGCCUCUACCUCGAAGCGCCGGUGCAGGAGGAUCCGCUCGAGCUCUCCCUGUCCGAAAACCCCUCCAAUGUGCUGCAAGGACCGCGGAAGCUGCGAGGUCAGCCGGACAAGCGAGGCGCUUUGCUCUCCGCCGCGGUCGCGGCGGGGCCAGAGCCGACGUCGACUUCGGGCGCGACUGCGACCACGGAGCGAAGACUUCGGCGCACCUCUUCCAAGGUGAGCGUGGGCGCGGGCGCGGGUGCGCAGGCCACCGUGGAACCGGCCGCAAGAUCCGUGGCCGAACAUCGAGAGGAAACGGGAUCGCGCCCGAGAGCUUCGAGGACGCUGCGUGACGCCACCAACAAGAUCACGCGGCGGAUCUCGUCGCUGAGCGUCGCCAAUACCAAGCCGUUCCCGCGGACGGCGCCGAGUCGCGAGGGCGACGAGGCGGGCGGCGGCGAUGAUGACGACGACGAUGGCGCCGGAUCGGACAACAAGGUCUCGGGCCGGAGCGAAAGGGCAAAGAAGACGGAGCGCGGCAGAGGGUCGAUCAAGCCAAAGAGCCUGAGCGCGGAAGACGUUCAUCGCCUAUCAGUCGACCCGCACGCGCGGGAAGGGGAGGAAGGCAUCACCAGCGGAGCGGCUCGUCGAAAGUGGUCGAGCGAAAAGGACGUGCCCGCACUCGCAGCGCCAGCAGCGACGGCGUCUUCAUCGUCGUCGUCGUCGCCGGUGUCGUGCUAUCGCGACGAUGUGGCCUCUGCGAUGGCACCUCAGGCCGAGGGCGACGUGAGCCUGAUGACGGGCCUGCGCAGCUGCCAUUCGGCGCUGCAGGGCAGCUUGAUGGAGCUCGAGGUCAAGCUGGCGCAGAUUAAGAAGCGGCUGGAAAAGUGA
Molecule: messenger RNA, 4899 nt
Organism: Pseudozyma flocculosa PF-1
Lineage: Eukaryota; Fungi; Basidiomycota; Ustilaginomycetes; Ustilaginales; Ustilaginaceae
Exons: 2
Coding region: 1-4899 (1632 amino acids)
Biological process (GO): peptidyl-serine phosphorylation; intracellular signal transduction
Molecular function (GO): ATP binding; protein serine/threonine kinase activity
Source: RefSeq, a predicted model, not a curated record